CUCUGGCGAUCUCGCGGGAGGUGCCCGGAGGGGCGGCCGUCGGAGCGUCUGCCCUCGCGUUCCCCGCCCUCGCCCCCGCCUCCGCCGCGGCUCCCGCCUCCGCUCCGGUCUUCGGCGCCUCGCCGCCGCCCCCACCCCGGCUCGGCCCGGCCCCCCGAGCGGCCGCGGAGACCGCGCAGCGCGGGAGGCGGGAUCCGCGCGGGCAGAGCGCGCCGGGCGAGGGCUCCGACGGGCCGGGCUGGCCGCGCGCUGGAACGCCGGUCCUGCCGCGAAACGCCGCGCCGGCGCGCCCGGGCAGACAGCGGCGUCGGGGACUCGCGCGGCGGAGCCCGCCGGCCGGAAACACGUCGGCAUGAGUUACGCAGAGAAGCCUGACGAAAUCUCAAAAGACGAGUGGCUGGAGAAACUCAAUAACUUGCACGUGCAGCGCGCGGACAUGAACCGUCUCAUCAUGAACUACCUGGUGACAGAGGGCUUUAAGGAAGCAGCAGAGAAGUUUCGAAUGGAAUCUGGGAUUGAACCUAGUGUGGACUUAGAAACACUUGACGAGCGGAUCAAGAUCCGUGAGAUGAUCCUGAAAGGCCAGAUCCAGGAGGCCAUCGCGCUGAUCAACAGCCUCCACCCCGAGCUGCUCGACACGAACCGGUACCUCUACUUCCACCUGCAGCAACAGCACCUCAUAGAGCUGAUCCGCCAGCGGGAGACCGAGGCGGCGCUGGAGUUCGCGCAGACGCAGCUGGCGGAGCAGGGCGAGGAGAGCAGGGAGUGCUUGACGGAGAUGGAGCGCACGCUGGCCCUGCUGGCCUUCGAUAACCCCGAGGAGUCGCCGUUUGGAGACCUGCUUCAUAUGAUGCAGAGGCAGAAGGUGUGGAGCGAGGUUAACCAAGCUGUCCUAGAUUAUGAAAAUCGGGAGUCAACACCCAAGCUGGCCAAAUUACUGAAACUCCUCCUUUGGGCUCAGAAUGAGCUGGACCAGAAGAAAGUCAAAUAUCCCAAAAUGACAGACCUCAGCAAAGGUGUGAUCGAGGAGCCCAAGUAGAGUGCGCCAGUGGCCCCGCGCUCCCCCAGCCUGGACUCCUCGCAGCGGCCGUCUGUGACGGAGACGUUUUUACUGCAGUAGAGAACUCUUCCCCUUCCCUCCCUUUUGUUCGUUCUUUUUUUUUUGACCUGGCAUCUUUUUUAAAGGGAAAAGUGGCCCUUUUAAGCGCUGGAAAACUUACCGUGAAUGGCACUGUCUCUUUGGAAGUGUGAUGCAGACUCUGCUGGCAGGGCGUGUGCAGACGGGCGACGGGGCGCUCCUGCCUCCGGCUCCCGGGGGAUUGCACCGGCCGAGUGCUCGGUCAGGAGGGAAUAUUGUGAAGCCGAGGCCUCCCGCUCAAAUCUGCGAAAAGCACUGAUUGUUAUUUUGCUUUCUGUUAGCUUGUAGGCAGAGCGUACGUUUUCUCAGAUCUCCUAAGACUCUCCAGGCCUCGGUGCAGAAGUUGUUUCUUACCCCUUGGUUUUGCGUUUUUGUUUUUCAUAGGAAAGACUAUAUAAAUUUGUAAAUCCUAAUUCACAGACUUUUUUCUUGUGUGAGGGCAUUGAGUUUGAUUUGUUUUCCCUUUCGGUCUGGGUUAUGUGGCUUUUGGGGAGAUGUGUGCCUGAGGGGUGGGGCUGUGUGUUUUUUAAUUUUUUAAAUAUAUAUUUUGGUGCUGGUUGUGGUGA
Molecule: messenger RNA, 1704 nt
Organism: Mustela lutreola (European mink)
Lineage: Eukaryota; Metazoa; Chordata; Mammalia; Carnivora; Mustelidae
Gene: GID8
Product: GID complex subunit 8 homolog
Exons: 6
Coding region: 353-1039 (228 amino acids)
Biological process (GO): positive regulation of canonical Wnt signaling pathway; proteasome-mediated ubiquitin-dependent protein catabolic process
Cellular component (GO): nucleus; cytoplasm
Molecular function (GO): protein binding
Source: RefSeq, a predicted model, not a curated record